This is a messenger RNA of Stegodyphus dumicola, 1658 nucleotides long. RefSeq lists its product as uncharacterized. NCBI's taxonomy places the organism in Eukaryota, Metazoa, Arthropoda, Arachnida, Araneae, Eresidae. The record is from RefSeq and is a predicted model, not a curated record.
CCAAAAUUACUUCAAACGGAUCAGGGCACCGAAUUUAAAAAUAAAGUGUUUAUAAAAUUUUUAAAAAGAAAUCAAGUUAAACUUUUCAAUACAUUCAAUACUACUAAAGCAUCCGUGGUGGAAAGGUUUAAUCGCACUUUGAAAACAAAAAUGUGGAAAUACUUUACGACUCGAAAUACGUAUAAAUAUGUAGAUGUCUUGGACAAAUUAAUAGAAAGUUAUAAUGCUACUUUUCAUUCAAGUAUAAAGCGAGCUCCCAUAGAAGUCAAUUCAGAAAAUGAGAGUGAUGUAUGGUUUACCUUGUAUGAAGAUCAUCCUUCUAACGUUUCUAAAUGUAUAUUCGCUGUAGGAGAUGUGGUACGUGUUUCCAAACUAAAGCUUACUUUCGAAAAAGGCUAUGAAACCAAUUGGACGGAAGAACUAUUUGUGGUGACAGAGUGUGUUAAAAGACAUCCAGCCGUGUAUAGAAUUAAAGAUUUACUUGGAGACUCAGUAAAAGGAACGUUUUAUGCACAAGAGUUGCAGAAAGUGAGACUGAAAGAGGAAUAUCGCAUUGAAAAAAUUUUAAAGAAACGUAUGCGUAAGAAACAGACAGAAUACUUUGUAAAAUAUCGCGGUUAUCCCGACAAAUUCAAUCAAUGGAUUCCAGCUUCUAAUUUACUCUCGAUAUAAAGUGUGAGAAAAUAUUGUAUCCGAAUCAUUUGUGAAAAUGAGUUUCUACGUAACACUUCCGAGCGAUAGCUCUAUGAAUUAUUUCCCCGAAAAUAAAAUUUCACAUUUUAUAACACGUUUACCUGUUCCCAUUGAAUUAAAAGGUAUGUGGGAAGUUGGUUUGGUUGAAUUGCUAUAUCCGCACACAUGGCACAAUGUGAAUGCAGACAAUAACUUAAUUGGAUUUGUUUUAGAGAAAGAUGGUGAAAUGUUAGGUCGUAGAUUACCUCCAGGAUGUUAUGAAACAGUACCUGAUAUUUUAAAAGCUAUUUAUAUUAAAGAACAUCAAAACAAAAUAAUUUUUAAUUAUAACCCAGUAACAAAACGAGUGAAAAUCAAAGUGAAAAAUAACGCUAAAGUGAUUUUACAUGAUGGGUUAGCACAAAUGUUAGGUUUUGAACCUAUGGAAAUUACAUCUACAGAUGAUAGUUCCGAAACUGUUGUAGAAAGUCCUUUUGCAGCCGACCCCUGUGCACAUUAUCGUGUAUUAAUGAUAUAUACGGAUAUUGUAGAACCUCAAAUCGUAGGAGAUGUUUUAGCUCCUCUUCUUCGAAUUGUAAGAGUAACUGGUAGCGAUGGAGAAGUGGUGAGUGCACUAUUUGAUAGACCUCAUUAUUUACCUGUGAAUCGGAAAAUGAUAGACACUUUGGAAAUCGAUAUAAGAACGCAUAUGGGAGCAUUUACGCCAUUUGAACGAGGAAGGUCAUACGUGAAACUUCAUUGUUAAAUGAUGUAUCACAAGGACAAGAUGUAAAAGAGGCUGCUAAGCGUCGACUGAAAGAAGCCGGAAAUAUAUUAACGGAUAAAGCUGCUACUAAAGUGAAGAACAUGAUUGGUUCUGGACGAGUCAAUAAAAAGCAGAAACGUAGGAAAAAGCGUACCAUUUCUCACCGAUCAAAGAAGGUGAAAGCACAGGAUAUUUUCUCUUAAAAAAAAAGUAUGACUUC